UGCACGAUUUAGCGACCAACAGUCAAGAUCAGAAUACACCAGGAUGUGAUGAUUAACUGUGGUAUAUUCAACAUGAUUGAAAGUUUCUCUGAAUUUAUGGAUCUGGCAACCUCCGCGGAUGUUCGAUCUCAAAUACGAUUGCUCAAGCGUGACAAGAUGGAAGAGCUCAAGCCCUGGUAUGGAAUAGAAGAAAGUAUAAGAAGGCUCGAGUAGCUCUUAUAAUAACGUCAAACAUUCAUUCGCUCCCAUUAUUGCACAGGUUCUUCACCCGAGACUUCAUCUACCAUCUACCUUCAGCAGAACUAGAUCAGUCAACAAUGUCACUUUUAGAUUUCGUCUCCUUCACCAAAACAUGGCACAAUGAACCCUACCCGGCAAUCGAUCCCAAGAGACCUGAAUUGAGCGCCAAGGGGAAGUUCGUCGUUGUCACCGGCGGUGGGACAGGCAUCGGCAGAGCCAUUGCUGUUGCGUUCGCAGAAGCCGGUGCCCAGACUAUCGCCAUCGUCGGAAGACGUAUCGACAGGCUGGAGGGCGCCGCCGCCGAGAUCAACAAGGUGGCCACAGCCAACAAUGUGAAAGUUCUUUUCGAAAGCGCCGAUAUGAGCAAGCGCGCCAGUCUGGACGCCGCAGUAGAAAACCUCACAAAGAAAGCCGGUGGUUCCGACGUCAAGGUCGAUAUAUUUAUCCACAGUGCUGCUGUUACUCAAGAUCGAGGGAAUGUUAAAGGCUAUGACGAGUCCAGUUAUCGCUAUGGGCUCGAGCUGAACGUCCUCGGCGCGUUCAAUGCUUUGCAGGCUUUUGCUCCUGUGCUGACUGCCGAUGCCCAUAUCUACAACAUCUCGUCGGGCAUGGCGCACAUUGCGCCGAUCUGGAUCGAUGACUGGGCGUAUGCUGCUGGAAAAGCUGCGGUUGUGAAGAUGUUCGACUACUUACAGGCGCAGCAGCCAGAGUGGCAUGUUGUUCAACUCCAGCCUGGAGUGGUUAGCACGGAGCUCAAUGCGAGUUUUGGUGUCGUGGGACCGGAUACGCCUGAACUUUGUGGCCACUUUGCUGUCUGGCUCGCUUCACCAGGAGCCGCCUUCCUCAAGGGCAAAUUUGUUUGGGCCAAUUGGGACGUCGAGGAACUCAAGGCUCGAGCUAACGAGGUUCAAAGCUCGAGCUUGCUUAGAGUGGCGUUGAAUGGAGUGGAUAUGUAGAGCAAAGUGGUUGCAUGAUACAUUCAAGCGCUUUCUCGCUUACCUGUAGAGAGUUCUGGGAGGGUUGGUAACAUAGACCAUGGGUCUGAAGUUAGUCCGGAUGAUGUAGAGAGAUUACAAUGCUUGGCACUUCGAGCAAUACGUAAUUAUUUGAAACAGUCGAUAAAAUAAAUCAGUGACGUGAAC
This is a messenger RNA of Cadophora gregata, 1382 nucleotides long. RefSeq lists its product as uncharacterized. Gene Ontology annotation, molecular function: oxidoreductase activity. Gene Ontology annotation, cellular component: cytosol. The record is from RefSeq and is a predicted model, not a curated record. Bases 318 to 1196 code for a protein of 292 amino acids. The transcript is spliced from 2 exons. NCBI's taxonomy places the organism in Eukaryota, Fungi, Ascomycota, Leotiomycetes, Helotiales, Ploettnerulaceae.